AUGAAUGGAUCCGACAUCAAGAAGGCCGCAAUCCAGAAAGCAAAGCAGGUCGCCCACUCCGCAACCAACGCUGCCAACGGCACCAACGGCAAGAAGCGCAGAAAGCAGGAACUGAAACCCAUCGUCACCACCGAACAAGAGGCCGCCUCAGCCACCGCUUCGCCCAUGAGCUACCAAAAAUCCACAACCAGCACCCGUGACGUGAGUCCGACGGGCUCAGAUUCAUCCUCGCUGUCCGGCGACGAGCAAACCGAGAACACAGCCGACGAGGAGGACUCGGAGGACUACUGCAAGGGCGGCUACCACCCCGUCCAGGUCGGCGAAGAAUACAACAAUGGCAAAUACACCGUCGUGCGCAAGCUAGGCUGGGGCCACUUCUCGACCGUCUGGCUCUCGCGCGACAACGACACGGGCAAGCAUGUCGCUCUCAAGGUCGUGCGCUCUGCCGCCCACUACACCGAAACUGCUCUGGACGAAAUCAAACUGCUUAACAAGGUCGUCCAGGCCAACAUAGAUCACCCCGGCAGGAAACAUGUAGUCAGCUUGCUCGACUCGUUCAACCACAAGGGUCCCCACGGCAUGCACGUCUGUAUGGUCUUUGAGGUUCUGGGUGAGAACCUUCUGGGCCUGAUCAAGCGCUGGAACCACAGAGGCAUCCCCAUGCCCCUCGUCAAACAAAUUACCAAGCAGGUCUUACUGGGCCUCGACUACCUCCACCGCGAAUGUGGCAUCAUUCAUACCGAUCUCAAGCCCGAGAACGUUCUGAUCGAAAUUGGCGACGUCGAGCAGAUUGUUAAGACAUAUGUUCAGGAAGAUCCCAACAAGGCAAAGGACGAACACCGUAACGGCAGAAGGAGGAGAAGAACUCUUAUCACCGGCAGUCAACCUCUACCCAGCCCUCUCAACGCCAGUUUUAGUCAGACCGACCUGUCGAGCCUCAACAAGCUCAUGGCAGAGCAAGGUAAACCUGUUCCGAUCACGGGCCCAAGCCCCAGUCCGAGUCAAGAUGUUGAAAUGAGUGGUGCUGCAGGCGCAACUUCUCCCACAAAGUCCAUGAAGGAAUCUCUCGGAAUUUCAGACGAAGCGGCACAAAAGGAACGCGAAAAGACUGCAUCACCAGAGGUCAUUCUUGGUGCAAAGUGGGGUGCUAGCACAGAUGUUUGGAGCAUGGCUUGCAUGUCUGGCACAAAGUACGGCAAGGACGACGAUCACAUCGCUCAGGUCAUCGAAUUGCUCGGCACCUUCCCCAAGUCGUUGUGCGUAGGUGGAAAGUGGUCACAGGAAAUAUUCAACCGCAAGGGAGAGUUGCGCAACAUCCACCGUCUACGUCACUGGGCCUUGCCUGAUGUUUUGAGGGAGAAAUACCAUUUCAGCAUCGAGGAGAGCAAGCGCAUUGCCGAAUUCCUGUUACCCAUGCUCGAGCUUCUCCCCGCAGACCGCGCCAACGCUGGAGGCAUGGCUGGCCACGGCUUCCUAGACGGCACAAAGGGUAUGGACGGCGUCAAGCUGGAGAUUGAGCCCGGCACCAAGGGCGAGGGCAUUGAUGGAUGGGCCACAGAGAUCAAGAAGCAACGGUAG
Molecule: messenger RNA, 1578 nt
Organism: Aureobasidium vineae
Lineage: Eukaryota; Fungi; Ascomycota; Dothideomycetes; Dothideales; Saccotheciaceae
Source: the annotation of a GenBank genome assembly